GAGUUAGGUCAAUGUACCCCGGACAAUGUGCCCGGACUCAGCUGACAUUUUAGCAGCAAAUAAUUUCCACUACCCAGAAAUUGAAUCCACUGAAUCCCCAAUCUUCAAUCUCCAUCUCAUUCAGCUCUUUUUACAGCCUCGAUCUUGAUUUUUCUUUUUUUUUGAAGGGCAAAUGCGACGGCGGCUUUAACGCUCACCUCGUUUCAUCGAAGCGUAGCAUUGCUUUAGUCGAGUUGCAUAGAUUUGAAAGAUAUAUCUCUUAUUUCGAUCUCGGUUCCGCGGCGCCAUUUGCAAUUAAUUCUUGCGCGCAUCGUUCCACGUUUUUGUAUCCAUAUUGAUGUCUGAAUAACUCCGGACUUUCACUAAAUAUUCCCUAUUCUUAUUUUCCCAUUGCUCCUUCAGUUGGGCACCUGUAGUCAAGAUGACUCUAUCGUUCAUUACCGUCAAAUUACUUUUCGCUGUCCUAUUCGUCGGUGAUGCCACCUACGGUUUAUCCAGCCCUAGCGCGCGGGAGUCGUCAUCGAUAGAGGAAUGUCCGGUCUUCUUUGAUACAGAUAAGCGAUGCGAUCCUAUCGCGUCUAUAAGCUUCUUCCCGCCUCUAUUGGCGCGGUUUGACAAGGAGAAGUCACCUCAUUCCCCAGAUUUAAACGUCCUGGCCGAUCUUCUCGAUGCGAUGCACGUUAUGCAGACGGAAUAUUUCGCGCCGUGGCUCGGCACCUGGCCCGAUUCCAUCGACUGGACCGCCGCCGUUAUGGGUACACACAUCUCGGGGGCCGUGCGUAGUCUUUCCGAAGCCUUAGUGCACAUCAACUCGGACAAGGAAAACGCCAUAGACGUGAAGUUGGAGUUAAAUCUGGUUGACAGAUACUUCACUCAACUUACGGCAUAUUACUUCGGCCAAGACGCUUUUGCGAUUCGAAAUGAGGCAUACGACGAUAUCCUCUGGGUGGUUCUCGGCUGGCUCGAGACCAUUCAGCUGGUAAACAUGCAUAGCGAUCUUCAUUUUAAGUCAAACGAAGAAGACGGAGGUGCCGCGCCCGAAAUGAAGAACAUUCGAGGGAUUAAUGACUACUUUGCAAAUCAGCCUUAUCAUGGAAACAUUUGGGUUCCUGCCUUUGCUCAUCGUGCGCGCAUCUUCUGGGAUCUAGCAUUAAACGGGUGGGACACAAAGCUGUGUGGUGGCGGCAUGGUCUGGAACCCUCGUCUUUUGCCAUACAAAAAUGCUAUUACCAAUGAGCUAUUUAUCGCGGCUUCGAUAUCCAUGUAUCUAUACUUCCCCGGAGACGAUAACACGUCGCCAUUCUCUAACGCUGGGACUCCUCAGGGGCCACCUCAUACGCGUAACGGGCCGAGAGAUGCGAAAUACCUGAAAGCUGCCGUAGAGGGCUAUAAAUGGCUUGUCAAUUCUAACAUGACUGACCGCCGAGGCCUUUACACAGACGGUUUUCACAUCAAGGGAUAUACCGACGUGGGGAAUAACAACACGAAGUGCGAUGAACGGAAUGAUAUGGUUCUCUCAUAUAAUCAAGGUGUCUUACUCACUGGUCUGCGCGGACUCUGGGAAGCCACCGGCGCCCCAUCAUUCCUCUCGGAUGGGCACAAGCUGAUCCAGAAUGUGAUCAAGGCAACUGGUUAUAGCCUUGCAUGGGACGCGCCUCUCCAAACCCUCAUGAGGCUGUAUCCCGGGGAGCUUCCAAAAUGGUAUGGCUUGGGCCGGCUGGGCGUUAUGGAAGAUCCGUGCGAUGCGAGCGGGACUUGCAGCCAGGAUGGCCAGACAUUCAAAGGUAUUUUCUUCCACCAUCUGACGGCCUUCUGUGCGCCUCUGACCGCGCCCGAUACCAACGUCGACAAGCGCGCCUUCGACAUGGUGAAAGAAGCCCACAGCAGAGCCUGUUCGUUCUACGGAGGCUGGCUGAAGCACAACGCGCAGGCGGCUUUGCUAACCCGUGACGAGCACGGCAAGUUUGGGCAAUGGUGGACCGCCGGGCUGCUCCUGCGUCACUGGGCUGGCCCGUGGCCUACUAUGGCGAACGAUGGGGUGCCUCAUAAGAGGGGCGUCGACUAUCGUAACUACGGCGUGCCCAAUGACACCACCUGGAGAGCUCCACCUCCUAGUAAAGACAAGCCCGGCGUCCACCUGCCGGUUGAGAGGCCCUUCGUAAAUCUAGACCAAGCGCAGAAACCAUUGCGCGGCUCUAGGGAGGAGAAACGCCAGACGCAAGACGCUAGCUCGAAGGACCCGAACACGCGCGGCCGCGGGAGAACCGUCGAGACCCAAGGUGGUGGACUAGCACUUCUUCGAGCGUAUUGGAAUAUCGCGCAUACACCUUAGCGAGGCGAGAAAGUCAGCGUAGUAGUAGCAGUAGUAGUCAGCGCAGCAUCUCUUUUUUUUUUUUUCAUUAGUUGGAUUAGUCAGAUAGAUAGAUAGAAGGGGGUGGUGGGAUCGUCAGCUUAUUAUUGGCAUUUAGUAGGAUAUAUAGUAUAGUCGGAACUAUGUAUGGGCAAACUACAAACGAGUCAGCAAGCUGGAUAAAGUCUCCAUGUAUUGAACUACAUUACAGGUAUACGCGAAUAUAGGUGCCGUUGAGGGUGGAUGAUGGAUAGAGUUAAGACGCCGUGUUAGGAGGUAAGUAAGUGCCUAGAGGUAGGUAGGGUUAAGCGUAAGUUAUAUACAUGCGUUGGUCUUUCGCUAUUGGUGGAUGAUAUACGUUGGACUAGAUGGGAUACCUACCUAGGUAUAUAUAGUGGCAUCUAUACACUGUUUCCUCGAAUAUACAUAUACAUCUACAGGCUCAUUGACUCUAGGUAGGUAGUAUUCGAACUAGUGGUUGGAUACUAUUAUAGACAGCGACGGCGUAUCUACGUCUAUAGUGCAAGGUACGCUUUUGUCUAAUGGAAUAGCUUCUUCUAUAUUACUAUAGGUAUACCUUAGGUACCUGGUAACCUAACAUUAGCUCUGUACUAUGGUGAUUUUCUUAACUCACAAUCUCACAA
Molecule: messenger RNA, 2994 nt
Organism: Daldinia caldariorum
Lineage: Eukaryota; Fungi; Ascomycota; Sordariomycetes; Xylariales; Hypoxylaceae
Product: glycoside hydrolase family 76 protein
Exons: 2
Coding region: 422-2332 (636 amino acids)
Biological process (GO): carbohydrate metabolic process
Source: RefSeq, a predicted model, not a curated record